Triticum turgidum subsp. durum (durum wheat) is the source of this 846-nucleotide messenger RNA. Lineage: Eukaryota; Viridiplantae; Streptophyta; Magnoliopsida; Poales; Poaceae. The record is from the annotation of a GenBank genome assembly.
AUGAAAGGCCGCAGCAGCCACCGCGGGACCGCUCUCACCUCCGCCGCCGCCUCGACUUCCAGCAAGCGCGACCCCGUAGACGAGCCCGUCUCAGACUCCGAGGAAUCGGGCGACGAGGAGCAGGAUGUCUCCUCGUCGUCGGGGUCGGGGUCGGAGUCGGAGUCGGAGAACGACCAGUUAGCGGAGCGGGAGAGGAAGCUGGAGCGCGUGCUCGCCGACGUGCCCUUCGGCGAGCUGCAGCGCGCGCGUGCCGACGGGUCGCUCGGGGCGCGGGGUGCUUCUGCUGCCGCCGCCGCGCAGAAGAAGGCUCGCAGGGAGAGCAGGAAGAGGCCCAUGGAGAUUAGCACGAAUGUGCGGCCGCCUAGACUCAGGGAUGUGAUCCAGGUUCCCAAGAAGGUGGUAAGGGAUCCAAGAUUUGAACCUGUAUAUGGAGCUGUUGAUAAAGAAGGGUUCAGGAAAAGAUACAAUUUCUUAUUCGAUCAUGAUCUCCCUGCAGAAAAAGAGAAACUCCAAAAGUCGAUUAAGAAAUUGAAGGACCCUAAUGCCAUUGAAGAAGCGAAGAAUCAGAUCACCUGGAUUGAUAAGCAGUUGAGGUCUAAUCCUCAGAAGAACGUUGAAUCAGAAAUUCUGCGAGGACAUAUUAAGAAAGAGAGGGAAGCAGCAAAGGCAGGAAAACGACCAUAUUAUCUGAAGAAAUCUGAAAUUCGUGAAAGGAAGUUGAUGGAUAAGUACAAUGAGCUCAAGGAGGCAGGAAAGCUUGAUUCCUUUAUGGAGAAGCGACGCAAGAAGAAUGCAUCCAAAGAUCAUCGCUUCAUGCCAUACCGGAGGGAUGGGGGUGGUGCAUAA